This is a messenger RNA of Nerophis ophidion (straightnose pipefish), 2929 nucleotides long. It is a transcript of the gene cdx1b, whose product is annotated as caudal type homeobox 1 b. Gene Ontology annotation, biological process: regulation of transcription by RNA polymerase II; embryo development; cell differentiation. Gene Ontology annotation, molecular function: RNA polymerase II transcription regulatory region sequence-specific DNA binding; DNA-binding transcription factor activity, RNA polymerase II-specific. The record is from RefSeq and is a predicted model, not a curated record. The transcript has 3 exons. The coding region runs from base 61 to 897 and encodes 278 amino acids. Gene Ontology annotation, cellular component: nucleus. NCBI's taxonomy places the organism in Eukaryota, Metazoa, Chordata, Actinopteri, Syngnathiformes, Syngnathidae.
GCACACGCACACGGACAAGACGCGCGGCAGGUGAGCGUGCCCCUCCCCGCCCCCUCCAACAUGUACGUGAGCUACCUGCAGCUGGACAAGGACCCCCCCAUGUACCACCAGAACCCGGUCGGCAGACACCCGGGCCUCAGCCUCAGCCCGCAGAACUACCCAGUACCGGCCCCGGCCCAGUACCCGGACUACGCGGGCUACCACCCCGUGCACCACCACGGCCUGGGCCCGGCAGACCCCCACAACCCUCACCCCCCGCACCCCCCUCAGCAGCAGAACGGCGCCUGGAGCCCGGCCUACCCGCCCCCGCCUCUGCCUCCCCCCUCUCAGUCCGCGCGGGACGACUGGGCCGCGCACCACUACGGGACCCCCACCGGGCCUCCCGGGACCACCGCCGUGGGCCCCAACCUGGGCUACGGCCCACCGGAGUUCGCCGGGCAAUCGCCGGGUAUGUUGGCCGCCUCCCUGAGCGCGCCCGCGGGACAAGGGUCGGCCGCGUCCCCGCAGAGGAGAAACGCCUACGAGUGGAUACGACGCGCGUCCACGCCGCUUGCCAACCCCAACGGGAAGACUCGCACCAAGGACAAGUACCGAGUGGUCUACACGGACCAUCAGCGACUGGAGCUGGAGAAAGAGUUCCACUUCAGCAAGUACAUCACCAUCAGAAGGAAGGCGGAGCUCGCCGGCGCCCUGGGCCUAUCAGAGAGACAGGUGAAGAUCUGGUUCCAGAACCGGCGAGCGAAAGAACGCAAGAUGAACAAGAAGAAGCUCCAGCAGCCCGCCUCCUCCACCACGCUGACCCCGCCCGCUGGAGGGGCUGGCAGCGUCGCCAUGGUGACCAGCAGCAGCGGCCUGGUGUCUCCUUCUCUGUCCAUGAACAUUAAGGAAGAGUUCUGAACUACUUCCUGUCGGCCAUCUUGGAGACGCUUACAUCAUUCUAAAAGUGAACUCUAUUUUCCGUGGCUGCGCCGGUCGGGAUAAUAACCUUGAACGUUGCUAACUUUACAAAGGUCACAUUACCCACGUAGCAGCUCGCUACAUUAGCAUACUGAAAGCAGUUAGCUACAUUAGCGUGUAGAUGCUAUUUAACCAUGGGGCUAGCAGUUAGCAUGUUGAUGACAUCAUACUGUUAGGCUAGCACUUAGCUACAUUAGCAUGUUGAUAGCAUCUUGAUGCUGAGUUAGAAUUUAGCUACAUUAGCAUGUUGAUGACAUCUUGAUGCUGAGUUAGAAUUUAGCUACAUUAGCAUGUUGAUGACAUCUUGAUGCUGGGUUGGAAUUUAGCUAUAUUAGCAUGUUGAUGACAUCUUGAUGCUGAGUUAGCAUUUAGCUACAUUAGUAUAUUGAUAGCAUCUUGAUGCUGAGUUAGAAUUUAGCUACAUUAGCAUGUUGAUGACAUCUUGAUGCUGAGUUAGAAUUUAGCUAUAUUAGCAUGUUGAUGACAUCUUGAUGCUGAGUUAGCAUUUAGCUACAUUAGUAUAUUGAUAGCAUCUUGAUGCUGAGUUAGAAUUUAGCUACAUUAGCAUGUUGAUGACAUCUUGAUGCUGAGUUAGAGUUUAGCUACAUUAGCAUGUUGAUGACAUCUUGAUGCUGAGUUAGCAUUUAGCCACAUUAGUAUGUUGAUAGCAUCUUCAUGCUGAGUUAGCAUUUAGCUACAUUAGUAUGUUGAUAGCAUCUUGAUGCUGAGUUAGCAUUUAGCUACAUUAACAUGUUGAAUACGUCUUGAUUCUGAGUUAGCAUUUAGCUACAUUAGCAUGUCAAUGACAUCUUGAUGCUGGGCUAGCAUUCAGCUAAAUUAGCAUGUUGAUAAAAUCUUGAUGCUGAGUUAGCAUUUAGCUACAUUAGCAUGUUGAUAGCAUCUUGAUGUUGAGUUAGCAUUUAGCUACACUAGCAUAUUGAUGAAAUCUUGAUGCUGAGUUAGCAUUUAGCUACAUUACCAUGUCAAUAACAUCUUGAUGCUGGGUUGGCUUUCAGCUAAAUUAGCAUGUUGAUAAAAUCUUGAUGCUGAGUUAGCAUUUAGCUACAUUAGCAUGUUGAUAGCAUCUUGAUGUUGAGUUAGCAUUUAGCUACACUAGCAUGUUGAUAGCAUCUUGAUGCUGAGUUAGUAUUUAGCUACAUUAGCAUGUCAAUGACAUCUUGAUGCUGGGUUAGCAUUCAGCUACAUUAGCAUGUUGAUGGUAUCUUGAUCCUGAGUUAGCUUUUAGCUACAUUAGCAUUUUGAUAGCAUCUUGAUGCUGGGUUAGCAUUUAGCUAUAUUAGCAUGUUGAUAGCAUCUUGAUGCCUAGUUAGCAUUUAGCUAUAUUAGCAUUUUGAUAGCAACCUGAUGCUGAGUUAGCAUUUAGCUACAUUAGUAUCUUGAUGACAUCUUGAUGCUGAGUUAGCUGUUAGCUACAUUAGCAUUUUGAUAGCAUCUUCAUUCUGAGUUGGCUUUUAGCUACAUUAGCAUUUUGAUAACAUCUUGAUGCUGAGUUAGCAUUUAGCUACAUUAGCAUGUUGAUAGCAUCUUGAUGCUUAGUUAGCUUUUAGCUACAUUAGCAUUUUGAUAACAUCUUGAUGCUGAGUUAGCAUUUAGCUACAUUAGCAUGUUGAUAGCAUCUUGAUGCUUAGUUAGCAUUUAGCUACAUUAGCAUGUUGAUAACAUCUUGAUGCUGGGUUAGCAUUUGGCUACCUUAGCAUGUUGAUGAUAUCUUGAUGCUGGGCUAACAGUUAGCUACAUUAGCAUGUCGAUGACAUUAUUUGACAACUUGAAAGCACUUGAGUGUUAUUUAAAAACGGUCCCCUCUGCUUGUUUUUAUGACAUUAAUUGGCGCACAGGUGGACAUCCCGGCCCCUCCCACAGCUGCCGAUCGAAUUGUGGCUGGGUGUUGCCAUGGCAACAACAAACUUUUGAUUUCAUUUUGAUUUUUUUUUUUCCCCACCCCGUUUGUAUA